Zootermopsis nevadensis is the source of this 3066-nucleotide messenger RNA. It is a transcript of the gene Rab27, whose product is annotated as RAS oncogene family member Rab27. Gene Ontology annotation, molecular function: GTPase activity; GTP binding. The record is from RefSeq and is a predicted model, not a curated record. NCBI's taxonomy places the organism in Eukaryota, Metazoa, Arthropoda, Insecta, Blattodea, Termopsidae.
UUUAUAAAAUGGUAUCACAUCAUAACCUGAAUUUUCUAGUAUAAAAAUAUGUUGUAGUCAGAAAAUUUGUUUCAGAGUAUGAAUUAAAGUUGUGUUAAUUAAUGGACACCCUUAUAUUUGCUCUCAUAGAUUUAAAUAAUUUGUUGGAAGCAGCUCAUUGUUAAUUCAGAACUAUGGCAGUUCAUGAAUGCUCAUUUAAAGAUAAAUGUAUCAAAUGCUUUAAAAGGAUGGUGUAGGACACAAGGACAUAAGAAUAAUGGGGAUGUGUUAAUUAGAUCUGCAGAUUGUGUAUCUACAAUGGAUUAUGAUUACUUAAUUAAAUUUCUGGCUUUGGGUGAUUCUGGAGUAGGAAAGACAAGCUUCCUUUAUCAGUAUACAGAUGGAACCUUCAAUAAUCGUUUCAUCUCAACUGUUGGCAUAGACUUCCGAGAAAAGAGACUCGUGUAUCGGUCUCAGGGCUGUAGCCAGAGGGUACAUUUGCAGCUGUGGGAUACAGCUGGUCAGGAGAGAUACCGUAGCCUAACCACCGCCUUCUACCGAGAUGCAAUGGGCUUCUUGCUACUCUUUGACUUGACUAAUGAGCAGUCCUUCUUGGAAAUAAGGAAUUGGCUUGACCAGUUGAGGACACAUGCAUACUGUGAGAACCCAGAUGUAGUGCUGUGCGGCAACAAAUGUGAUUUGGAGGACAAGAGAAUCAUCAGUGAACAGCGUGUCAAGGAGACAGCCGACAAGUAUGGAAUGUUGUAUCUGGAGACAAGUGCAGCAACAGGACAUAAUGUGUCACGAGCUGUUGAAAUUCUUCUGGAUCGUGUCAUGAAGAGGAUGGAGAUGGCUGUAGAUCGCGCCAUGUUGCCAGGUCGGCGUGGAAGGCCUAAACCUGGAGAUGAAGAUGCAGACGUAACUCUGAAUUCUCCACCUUCAACGUGUGGUGGCUGCUGAUGUGGCAGCACUGUGCCAUGAAUGAGUACAGAAAACGGACGUAUUCUAGGCUCAUAAGGGAUUGAGUGUUUGUGUGUUGGGAGUUGUGAUGAUGUGGGAUGUCCCACGAACAACCUACUGUAUAAAGUCGUGUUUGAUGACUUGAGACAAUACUGCCAUGUAACCCUGCAACAGUUUUUUGGAAAUGUGGUCAAGAUUAGCCUAAUCAUUUCAUGUAUUUGUAGAAUGCCCCAAAAGAGACAUUGCUCAGCUGAAUUUCAUGGCCAUGUAAUAAUUGUGACCACACAAAUAAGAAAAUAAUAUUAAUAAUGCACAAAAAGGAAACCUAUUUAAAGAAGUAUUCUGCAGACCUUGCUUGAUGCUCUUAAUUGACAAAAGUCCCCCAUUAGAAUUAACUUGAAUAAUUACAAAUCAGAAUGAGCCUUUGGUGCCCAGCCGCUUAGGACGUGGUAGCAAGGAGAGAAGUCUCUGUAUGUGCUGAGACUCAAGUGAAUGAUGAGUUCACUUGACCCAGUGGGCUCCACUAGCUCAUUCCAAAUUUAUUAUAAUAUAUGGUUUAUUUACGGUAUGGUAUUUGAAAUAGUGUACAAAAUUUCAAAUAAGGUAACUGAAGUGAGUGUCAUUGUUCAUAAAGAGGAAGGCUAUGGAUUUAUGUCUGGACUUGAAUUGAGAGUUCUUUGUCCAUCUCCACAAUCAAAAUGGCUGUGGGGUCCUGUGCAGCAUCUAACCAGUGGAUAAUAUGUGCCAUUUUCUGAUGGUAAAAAUAAAUGGAGCGCCUCCGUGUAGAGGCAGUAAUAAAAUCUUUACUGUCUAGCCUCUGUAUGCAUUUGUAGCGCAGUGCACAAUUGUAAUUAUUUCCUCUUUAUGUGUUUAUACAUUUUACGUACAGUUUAACCUUUAUUGAGCAUACAUUGUUCCUUAACUGCCACAUCGUUAAAACCCCACAGUUGAAGUCGAACCAGAAGCCCAUUAUUUUGAGGGUUUAAAUGCCCUAUACACUUGUGAUAAAGGUUAACCAAAUGCUGGUACAUUUUGAUUUUGAUUUAUUUGAAAGAUUAAAAUUGAUUCAAAAAUAUAAAUUGAAAAGGCAAGAUGACAGUAUACAGAUAAAUUGGAUUUGAAUUAUAGUAGCAAGCGAGGUUAGUCUGUAUUAUUUCUGAAUUGAGGUUAUGUAGUUUCUAAAUUCUAUUAAUAUUGUGUCCUGCAAGUGACAGGAUAUAUCAUAGAAUUUUAUGUGGGUACGGUGGGGAACUAACGCCACCCACGGCCCCCACUCUUCAUAAACCUAGUCGCUAUCCAAAAUCAUCCGAAGGAAACACUUUCAAAACAUACUCCACACUGGCUUUGACCUCAGGACGCCCCACCCACAUCACGCUGUCUCUUCAUAGUGGAGGGCUCUCGGAAAUUCACAAACAUAAACCAAGUUGCAUUUAACUUUGUAAGAAUUUAUAAGUAUAUGAACAAUGUAUGAAUAUUUACAGAUGUAAUUGAAGGAGUAAUCACCCAGAUUUGUAGCCUGGGAUAAAAGAACAUUUCAUAACGUAAUCAAACAUAAUUCCUAAUGUGGAUGGUCUAGGCCCCAUUUGUGUAUGCUGAGUUCUUGUUGUCUUAUUGUAUAUUUUUUUCUGUAGUGUUAUAAAAUUGUUUUGAAUCUUUAUUUCUUCCUUGUACUGACAAGUAGCCUCUGUUUAUUUUAUGUUUCGUGACUAUUAUUCACUUGUUAAUAAAAUUAGAACUAUGAAUUUCGUGUCUCCAUGAAUUCUUAAUUGGAAUUGCUAUGUUCAUGUAAAUAUUAAAACACACCAAAAUAUAAUUUGUUUGACUUGUCUUUUUACAUGGGGCUGAAUCUUGUCACUCAUAUCAGUAGAAGAGUAAACAUUGGUUAGCACUCUUGCUUUCUAUUUUGGGCGUAAAGUUAGGUUAGGUUAAAAUCUCUGCCUGGAGACCAACUCUCUCCUGAUGGAAAUUAUUGUGAUUUUUCUCGAUCCUUCUGGACAAACAUUUGUAUUUAAAUUGUACUAUGCCCAUUUCCUUUCGUAUUUAUUGCUUAUCCAACAGCUGGUCAUUUACUAAGCUGAUGACAGUUUCACUAAAUAAAUCAAAAAUAAAUAAAGUAUAUUAUAUGUA